Paralichthys olivaceus (Japanese flounder) is the source of this 4253-nucleotide messenger RNA. Lineage: Eukaryota; Metazoa; Chordata; Actinopteri; Pleuronectiformes; Paralichthyidae. The record is from RefSeq and is a predicted model, not a curated record.
UCUUGCCGCUUCCUGUUUGUUGUCUCACAUGUCAAACUGUGUCCAUCAAGACUGCACAGAGUGAAAGUGACGCCCGACGAGGGAGCGCACAGGGCGGGCAGGGCGGUGAUGUGAGGACCGGGACGCUUAAAUCUUUUAUCUGUAAGAAUGGUCGCUCCGGUGAUAACAGAACUGGCGUGUAUCCCCACUGGCUUCACUGGCUCCUGACCCAUAUUCCCGGAGAAGAUCGUUUUGUAUAUCGCUCAGAAGGAAUCUGUUCUCUGUGGAGGGUUGGUGGUGCGCGCACAGCUCCAGGAGCAGCGGAGGGGUCGUUGCAUCCAGCCUCCUCAGCGGGAGAAGAAGACAAACCAAGCCCCGGCUGCAAGUUUGCGUGUGUGCGCCGCACUGGAGGAGGGAGGGAAGCGAUGGCAAACCCGGUGAAAGCAGCGUUGGCUCUCCUGGUUCUCAGCGUGGCAGCUGCCUCGUGUGCAGAGGUGGAGGAGCGGCUGGUGAGUCACCUGUUGUCACCGGAACGCUACAACAAGCUGAUCAGACCAGCGGUCAACAACAGUCAGCAGGUCACCAUUUAUAUCCAGGUGUCUCUAGCCCAGCUGAUCAAUGUGAAUGAGAGGGAGCAGAUCAUGACCACAAACUGUUGGCUCACUCAGGUAUGGAAUGACUACAGAUUAAUGUGGGACCCCGAAGAAUACGAGGGCAUCAAGAAAAUCCGCCUCCCGUCACAACACAUAUGGCUGCCAGACAUUGUCCUCUACAACAAUGCCGAUGGGACCUAUGAAGUCUCCUUCUACUCUAAUGCUGUGGUUUCCAACAACGGUGAGGUAGCCUGGCUUCCACCAGCCAUCUACAAGUCUGCUUGUAAAAUUGAAGUCCGUGACUUCCCCUUCGACCAGCAGAACUGCACCCUUAAGUUUCGCUCUUGGACCUACGACCACACGGAGAUCGACCUCAUCCUCCUCAGUGACUUUGCCUCACGUGACGACUUCAAACCCAGUGGCGAGUGGGAUAUUGUUUCAUUGCCUGGACGCAAGAAUGAAGAUCCUGAUGAUAUCAGGUACCUGGACAUCACCUAUGACUUUAUCAUCAAGAGGAAACCUCUGUUCUACACCAUCAACCUGAUCAUACCCUGCAUCCUGAUAACAUCCCUGGCCAUUCUGGUGUUCUACCUCCCGUCAGACUGUGGUGAGAAGAUGACUCUCUGUAUCUCUGUCCUUCUGGCCCUCACUGUGUUUUUACUCCUGAUCUCAAAGAUUGUACCACCUACGUCUUUAGCAGUGCCUCUGAUCGGGAAGUACCUAAUGUUUACGAUGGUGCUGGUCACCUUCUCCAUCGUUACCAGCGUUUGCGUGCUCAACGUACACCAUCGGUCCCCCAGUACACACACCAUGCCUCUCUGGGUCAAGCGUGUCUUCUUAUACCGGCUCCCCUCUUACCUCUUCAUGCGGAGACCCGGUAGCUCCAACAUUCGCGAGAAGUUCCGGAAAAAACACCAGCAGCGAUCUUACUCUGACCAGAAGCUGCGUGGAGCAGACGGUGGGAUGGGAAGCACUGUGGGAAUGGCAGAUUCCUCCUCGUCCUUCUUUGUCAAUGAGGAUUCCGCCAAACGCUACGGCUGGAAGGUCAGCGACUUGUCAGAAAACACAGAGUUCAGAAAGAGGAUGACUCUCAAGUCUAACAUUGAUGUGGAGGAUGCAGUGGACGGAGUGAGAUACAUCGCUGAGAAGAUGAAGAGCGAGGAUGAUGACGAAGGGAUCAUUGAAGACUGGAAGUAUGUAGCCAUGGUGAUUGAUCGUCUCUUCCUGUGGAUCUUUGUGUGUGUGUGCGUGGUCGGGACGCUCGGCCUCUUCAUGCAGCCUCUGUUCCAGAGCUACAACACCCCCAUUGUUGAUGACAUGGACCAUAACUGAAACUUUUUGAUCCCAACAUGACCCAGACAUUAACUUUGAGUCCCCCCCUACCCUACGCCCUUGAAACAGAACUCUAAUAACAAUUUAACACAAACUCACACGUCCGCCUCACAUGCCACUCUCACUGGGAAAUGAUUAUGAUGCACUUUAGCCCUCAACCACCACCUGCUCUCCUCCAAAACUCCAUCCCCUGCCCUCUUCAUCCUGCAUCAUCGUGACUCAUCUGUCAUUCACAGAGGAACUAUAGGAUCUAUUUCAGAUUACUUAAAGGAUUAUUCUGUUUUUUAACCAACACAUUUCAUAGUUUUGGCCAUUAUACAGUAGACAAGAUUUAUGAGCAUUAUAUUGUUUAUAAUUGCUAUUUAGUUUUAUGGAUUUUAUCUUUAUGCACAGCAGAUAUUUCAAGAGGGAGGGAGAGAAUUCAUGACACAAAUGGUAUCAUCAACAUCACAGUUUACAGAUUGACUUCCUGGUUCAUAAUCACAAUCUAAAGUUAAAAUAAACCAUAAUUAUCUUUUAAUUUAAAACGUGAAAUAAAACCACCUUUCAGCCAUGACACUGUUGCUUGGGGGAUAAAUAUAUAUCAGCAUUUUCCAGUGGGUCACCCGUCACUUAUCAGAGCUUUAUCUGCCCAACUGCAACUCAGGACUUUUUCUGUUUAGAACAGGCUUGUUUUGCACUUUUGUCCUGAACCAUCUCUCUGUAUCUAAGUCUAAUGGCCCUACAGGUCACUGUGUGGCCAGCAUGCAUACGACACUGUUUACUUAUUAUAAUUUCUGUAUUUAAACUCGGAGAGAAAACGCCCAAAGACGGACAAAGCCUCAGAGAGCCUCUGCAGAUAAGCGUCUCACAUCGAGGCACAUCAAGAGUCCCUCCUAUGUACUGUACGUAGAAGAUCAAGUCUUAUAUCCUUUUGCCUAAAGCACACAUGCUGUAUGAAUUUCUUAUAUUUGCCUUGAAAAUUAGGACACAAUACAACAAACUGUUGGACUGUUUACACCUCACUGUGAGCCUGGUGAGACAAACUGAUCAUAUCCAUGUCAAAGUGUUGUGUAAAAUGAAGGGGGGUUAUUACAGUGUAGUGCUAAACAAUACAAAACUAAAACCAAUGGCCAUAAGGCUGUUGUUGAUCAAGAUGCCUUUUUAGUUAAAGGUACAUUAUAUGCUCGAGUCAUCAAAGCCAAGCUUGACAGUAUCCAUCACCAAGGAAACCAGCAGCAAUAAUAUUGUACAGUAUUUUAUACACUGACCGUGAGCAAAUUAACCAACAAGUCUGACUCUUCACUUGCUCUGUCUUCAUCAAACUGUACUUGUUAUUAUCGCAGCCUGUUAUCAGAAACAUUACUUGAAACCGUGCUCUAUAAUUAUUUGUACUAUAACUGGUCUACGAAGCGACAAAGGGGACAUGGGUGAAAAAAAAGAUUAAAGUUUCACCCUCAAUCUACACCGGUGGAGUUACUAAUUACUACUAAUAAAAAUCCUCAGAAUUAUGCUAAAUCAUAUUUUUCUAAAAUGUGUGUAUACGCAAUACUUUCUGGAAAUUUUAAUCUGUUUUUUAAGCCCAUGUUACCUUAAGGGCUCCGUUCUGGUCACCAUCAUAACGCACUUGCUGUCACUGCUUCCAAUUUAAGCGAAGGAAAAAGUGUACUAAUCCAGCUGCGUUCUUUUUUCCAGUAAAUUCAACUAAAUAUAAUUUAGUUUCCUCAAAGUGGCCAAUAAUGUUGCGUGACUUGUUGAAUUUUUGUCUGUCUCGACAGUAUCUAAAGAUGGACAGCAUGACUCCCCAAAAGUGAAGUCAAAGUGUCUAAAUGCCGCGGUUUAGCUGCUGUAUAGGUCACACCCCCCACAUCCUCCAUGUUAGUGAGGAGAACAUGGACCAAACUUUUUCUCAAAGAUGGAUUGUAAUUUUAGGCAGUUCUGGUGAUGUUUGUUCAAAUGUUUAAUGCUUCCAGUAAAUCUGGUUUAUAAUGGGGUCAAACAUCAUGAUUGACAGCUGAGCCUGACUCACGAUUGGUCGAGCAAGUGUAUCGGUGGGAACUCUACCGCAGCUCCCUCCUCUUAUCACUACUGUGCAGACUCUGGCUCCAUAUGAUGUCAUUGGUGCCAGAUGGCUGCAUUCCUAUCCAGCAUUCCUAUCUGGGAAUAUUUGACUUUAUUUCUGGUGGAGACACGUCAUCCAUCUUUAUAUUCAGUCUGUGGUCUUGACAAAAAAUACAAAGUAUUACAAGGAGGAACUGUGAUGGUAUGUGAUGUCUUGCUAACUAGAUCAAUAAAGGGAAAUGAAAGCAACAAGCAGACCUGAUUAAUCUCACAGUAUUAGUGUUUUAGAAGUUGCAGCAUAUUGUAGCA